AUGGAAGAACCAGACCGGCCAGCCAAGAGGGCCAAGUUAGCCUCCAACAUAGACUAUGCAAGCAAUGACUCUACCCAAAGGACCAACAGCAGCAGCAAUGACAGUAACAACCACCCCCUAGCAUCCCUGCACCGCUCCAUAACACCCCCAAUACUCUCCCGCUCCAAGGGAUCACAAACAGCGCCUCAGCCACAACCGCAACACAAUGCCACCCAGCCAGCAUCACCCAGCACGCAGACACCUACUAAAGAGAAAGACAGCAACAAAACUAAGGACAAUAUAUUCCCCUCUCCCAUCCAACUAACCCACAUCCGGGACCUCCCCGCCUCCUCAGGCCACAACACCGACACUGUCCGACUGCGCGACAUUCUCGGCGAUCCAUUGAUCCGCGAAUGUUGGCAGUUCAACUACCUCUUUGAUGUGGACUUUUUGAUGAGCCAGUUUGAUGAGGAUGUGAGACGGCUUGUCAAGGUGAAGGUAGUGCAUGGCUCGUGGAAGAGAGAUGCCCCGAAUCGUCAGAGGAUUGAUGAAGCAUGUACGCGCCACCCCAACGUCGAGGCAAUAACCGCCUACAUGCCCGAAGCGUUCGGGACGCAUCAUUCCAAGAUGAUGAUCUUGUUGAGACAUGAUGAUUUGGCUCAAGUGGUCAUCCACACAGCAAACAUGAUCGCAGGCGACUGGGCAAACAUGUGCCAGGCCGUGUGGCGAUCUCCUCUUCUCCCAUUAUGUUCCAAUGGAAGUGGGAGUGAAAGUAUAGCUACCCCUGGGGCGCGAUUCAAACGCGAUCUCCUCUCGUAUCUAAGAGAAUACGGACCGAAGAAGACCGGCCCGCUUGUCGCGCAGCUAGAGAAACACGACUUCAGCGCUGUCCGCGCGGCGUUGGUCGCUAGUGUACCCUCGAAGCAGAAGAUCCGGGAGUCGACUGAUUCGACCCGGAAGACGCUGUGGGGGUGGCUAGCCCUGAGGGAUGUAUUACGGUCGGUGCCUGUUUCUCCUUCAGAGGAUAGACCGCAUAUUGUAACUCAAAUUUCCUCCGUCGCCUCUCUCGGCCAAACAGACAAAUGGCUCAAAGACGUCUUCUUCGCGUCACUCUCACCAUCAUCAAAUAACCCUAAACCAAGAUUCUCGAUCAUAUUCCCUACACCCGACGAGAUUCGCCGCUCCUUGAACGGCUACGGCUCAGGCGGCUCCAUUCACAUGAAGCUGCAGAGCGCCGCACAACAAAAGCAGCUGCAGUACAUGCGGCCGUAUCUGUGCCAUUGGGCUGGAGAUGUGGCUGAGGACGAAGCGAAGGUGAAACGAGAAGCAGGGCGCCGUCGCGCGGCACCGCAUAUCAAGACGUAUAUCCGGUACUCAUCGUCGGAGAUGGACCGGAUUGAUUGGGCGAUGGUGACGUCGGCAAAUUUGUCAAUGCAGGCGUGGGGAGCGGCGGUGAAUGCCAACGGAGAGGUGAGGAUAUGUAGUUGGGAGAUAGGGGUUGUAGUUUGGCCGGAGUUAGUCACCGGUGCUGGUGCUGAAGGGAGAAGUGUGAUGGUGCCUUGCUUCCGGAGGGAUGUGCCUGAUGCAGAAGCGGUUGCGGCUGCAGGUGCGGCUGCAAAUGCAGAUGGAAAGGAAAUACCUACUACGACUACAGUUGGCUUUCGAAUGCCCUACGACCUACCGUUGACGAGGUACAGCGAGACGGAUAUACCCUGGUGCGCGACGGCCAGUCAUAGCGAGCCGGACUGGCUGGGACAGACGUGGGAGGGCUAA
This is a messenger RNA of Aspergillus tubingensis, 1752 nucleotides long. Its product is annotated as tyrosyl-DNA phosphodiesterase 1. The coding region runs from base 1 to 1752 and encodes 583 amino acids. Gene Ontology annotation, biological process: double-strand break repair; single strand break repair. Gene Ontology annotation, cellular component: nucleus. The transcript is spliced from 4 exons. The record is from RefSeq and is a predicted model, not a curated record. Lineage: Eukaryota; Fungi; Ascomycota; Eurotiomycetes; Eurotiales; Aspergillaceae. Gene Ontology annotation, molecular function: 3'-tyrosyl-DNA phosphodiesterase activity; double-stranded DNA binding; single-stranded DNA binding.